Messenger RNA from Parasteatoda tepidariorum (common house spider), 1092 nucleotides. The record is from RefSeq and is a predicted model, not a curated record. Lineage: Eukaryota; Metazoa; Arthropoda; Arachnida; Araneae; Theridiidae.
AUGGAAGAAGCUGGCAAACUUGAGAGUCGAAAAAUUUCUGAAAAUGAAUUUUCAUUUAAUUGGCACUUUUGUAAAAGAGAACAGAAAUCUUCAUAUCAUAGUCCUACUUUUGGUACGUUAUGCAGUUUGUUUUCUGACUGUUAUUUGAGUUUACAUUUUGUUAACCCUUUCAAACAUAGUAUUAUUAUUUUCUACUUGAGAGACUGUUAUGCUUCAAGUGAAGUUUCCAGUGUAAGUCUUAUGGUCUUCACUUUAGAUGGAAAUUCUUAUCCAUUGACAUCACUUAUGGUUGCGGAGGAAUGUGGUUUAGAUUCGUAUUCGGUAAUAUGUCAAUUUUAUUUACCAUAUGCUACAUAUUUAAGUACUGAAAAAUUUAUCUUUAAACUCCAGUUAAAACUACCCAAAGAUCUUACUUCCCCGCCUGAACUUUCUUUGCCGCUUCAAGAAAGCAAAAGUCAUAAAAAAUCCUCUUCAGCCCCAGUUAACGAAGACUCAAGAAACAAAUCUUAUGUUGAUAAUCCGAAAGAGUUAAUUCAAGACUUAAGAUCUAUUUAUACUUCUGGCGAAAUGUGUGAUUUAGAAAUUCGCAUUGGUGAAAACAUACUUCGUGCUCACAAGUUCAUGUUAUGUUCCCGCUCGCCAGUUUUCAAGAAAAUGAUGGAACACGAUUUCUUAGAAUCCUCAUCCAAUUCUAUUACCAUCACUGAUUGUUCUGAGAUUCCGUUUGAAAAAUUUCUAAUGUACCUUUACACUGGUGAGAUUGAAGAUCGAUCAAUGGAAACUGUUGUGCCACUGUAUUCGUUAGGUGAUAGGUAUGAUGUACCACCGUUACGGAAUGCUUGUUCUCAUAUAUUGCAAAACAAACUUUCUGAAUCAGCUGAUGAAGUUGCUAAUAUUGUGUGUGAUGUCUUGCAAUUAGCUGAAUUGCAUAAUGACAUGAAAUUGAAAGAUUUAGCUGUUAGUUUUAUCGUGAAUCAUUUUCCGGUGGUAUCUAAUAAACAAAGUUGGAGAGAUUUAAUGAACAGUGAUUUCAAAUUGACCUCCGAAGUUCUUGCUCUUGUAGUUACUGCUUGCCAAAAAUUGCAAACUUAA